Molecule: messenger RNA, 387 nt
Organism: Penicillium canescens
Lineage: Eukaryota; Fungi; Ascomycota; Eurotiomycetes; Eurotiales; Aspergillaceae
Product: putative C2H2 finger domain protein
Exons: 1
Coding region: 1-387 (128 amino acids)
Source: RefSeq, a predicted model, not a curated record
AUGGCUACAAUGGUCCCUAGCCCUAUGGGCAACAACCCUCACCUCCACAACUGGAAGUGCUGGUUUUGUGAGAACUGCUACGUCGGGUUCUCUGGAAUACUUGAACACUGGGAAGAAGGCAGAUGCGUGAAAUACGGUCGCAUCAGCGAGCUUGUUUUCGAAACCCCCGAGUACGCGUGGUGUGCGAACAAACUCACCGACCAAUUCCCUUUCUUCUGCUAUGAAUGCCGCGCCAAUUAUCAGCAAAUUUCCCAGGUCUACUACCAUGUUGAACGGUCCGCUUCCUGCCAGCAUCUGCUUCACGACGAUCAUUGCCUUGGUGCAUUGCAAAAGUUCAUUCUCGAUUAUUACCACGCCUAUGGCAUGGAUUCGGCCGACAUGAUGUGA